Messenger RNA from Eutrema salsugineum, 1345 nucleotides. Its product is annotated as peroxisomal membrane protein 13. Gene Ontology annotation, cellular component: peroxisome; peroxisomal membrane; peroxisomal importomer complex. The coding region runs from base 123 to 1034 and encodes 303 amino acids. NCBI's taxonomy places the organism in Eukaryota, Viridiplantae, Streptophyta, Magnoliopsida, Brassicales, Brassicaceae. The record is from RefSeq and is a predicted model, not a curated record. The transcript has 5 exons. Gene Ontology annotation, biological process: protein import into peroxisome matrix, docking.
UUUGUUUUUUCCUCUCUUUUCGAGGUCCCUCCUCCUUUGUCCUCUUUCUCUGUCAUUCUCUCUCUCUCCGCGCUUGAGGUAGGCGUCGGAGAUUACCAAGAGCUCUCGAAUCCUUCUCGCUUAUGGCGACGUCUCAGCCAUCAGGUGGCAGUCCUCCUAAACCUUGGGAACAAGAAGGAAAUACAUCUGGUCCUAAGCCUUUCAGGCCUCCUUCAAAUACGAGCACGGCUGAUUCAGUUGAGGCUUCUGGCACAGCUAAUCCUGGAGAACUAGUUCCGAGCGUGAACAGGACUAAUACAGCUGCGAAUAUGAACGCACUGAGUAGGCCUGUACCAACUAGGCCUUGGGAGCAACAGAACUAUGGAAGCACUUAUGGAGGUUAUGGCUCAAAUCUAGGUGUAAACUCUGGGUAUGGAUCGGGUACAUAUGGUUCAGCAUUAGGUGGGUAUGGUUCAUCAUAUGGGGGUGGAAUGUAUGGUGGUAGUAGCAUGUAUAAUAGAGGGGGUUAUGGUGGUGGUGGUCUCUAUGGAAGUUCAGGAAUGUAUGGUGGUGGUGGGAUGUACAACAGCAGUUUUGGUGGCACGAUGGGUGGUUAUGGUAUGGGUAUGGGAACUGGAAUGGGGAUGGGAAUGGGAAUGGGUCCUUAUGGUGGUCAAGAUCCAAACGACCCUUUUAAUGAACCUCCAUCUCCACCAGGCUUCUGGAUAUCAUUUCUCCGCGUGAUGCAAGGUGCUGUGAAUUUUUUUGGCCGUGUAGCGAUGCUGAUAGACCAAAACACACAGGCCUUUCAUAUGUUCAUGUCUGCCCUUCUUCAGCUAUUUGAUCGUGGUGGUAUGUUAUAUGGAGAAUUAGCAAGAUUUGUACUGCGGAUGCUUGGGAUCAGAACAAAGCCUAGAAAGAUGCAGCAGCCGCCACAAGGGCCUAAUGGACUCCCUUUACCCCACCAGCCACAUGGAAACCAAAACUACAUUGAGGGGCCUAAAGCCGCUGCACCAGGUGGUGGCGGUGGUUGGGACAAUGUAUGGGGUAACUAAGUCGCUUCUUUCGAUACCCUAAAUCCUUCAACAUUGCUCUAAAUACACCGUGAGAAUCAGUUGGUUACGAAUAGAAGACAAGUCGUGCAGCGCCCCCUCCAAUGCAGAUUGGGAUGUGUGAAAGCCAAUGUUUGUUUACAAAUCGAGUCUCUUCUUCUCUUUUCUCUAUCUCUUCUCAGCUUUCUGGUUUUGUGAUAAACAAGUUGCAGAUAUAUAGAUGUCGAACUCAAUAAAAUGGAAAGUGAAGGUUUAAAGUGUUUAAAUACAUUUCUGUUGAUAUUCAUAUUAUAUUCGAUUCUAUUCUUCUUUUA